Laetiporus sulphureus 93-53 is the source of this 776-nucleotide messenger RNA. Its product is annotated as Maf/Ham1. The record is from RefSeq and is a predicted model, not a curated record. NCBI's taxonomy places the organism in Eukaryota, Fungi, Basidiomycota, Agaricomycetes, Polyporales, Laetiporaceae. The transcript is spliced from 5 exons. Gene Ontology annotation, biological process: nucleoside triphosphate catabolic process. Gene Ontology annotation, cellular component: cytoplasm. Bases 1 to 567 code for a protein of 188 amino acids. Gene Ontology annotation, molecular function: nucleoside triphosphate diphosphatase activity.
AUGGCAUCCAGGAAACUCAUAUUCGUGACCGGCAACACGAGCAAGCUCAAGGAAGUCCGCGCAAUUCUCUCACGGUCUGGCGUCGAGAUUGACUCCCAAGACCUCGAUAUCCCAGAAAUACAGGGAACGACACGUGAAGUCACCACCGCAAAAUGCCGCCGCGCCGCUGAACUGCUAGGAGGACCAUGCAUCACCGAGGACACCGCUCUGUGCUUUGAAGCAUUGAACGGCCUUCCAGGGCCAUACAUCAAGUACUUCCUUAAGGAGCUCGGCCACGAUGGCUUGAACAAACUGCUCGUCGGCUUUCCGACCACAGCCGCUUGGGCGCUCUGCACAUUUGCAUACAGCGCAGGCCCAGGCUCGGAGCCCAUCCUGUUCGAAGGCCGGACGGACGGCCACAUCGUAACUGCUCACGGAGACGGCAAGUUUGGUUGGGACCCUACCUUCGAGCCAAAUGGCACAGGUCAGACAUAUGCUGAGAUGACGCCGGAGAAGAAGAACUCACUAUCGCAUCGAUAUCGGGCGCUGUCGAAGUUGCAGGAAUAUCUAAGCACUCUGACAGAAUAGAGUCUGAUAGGUGGCUAGUAAUACAACAUCACCGGCACAGAAGAGCUGAGAAGACGACCUGAAAAUGAAUAUCACGACUUCUACGAUCGACAGGUUCACAAUCUUGAAACCGACCCUUGAUUGUCUGAUGAUUUCGGUGCUCGUGCUGCGAACGGUGCAAUUGUAUGCACAGCGGAGACCAGCAAAUGCUUUGUCUUCUUAUCAUAUAC